Racocetra fulgida is the source of this 459-nucleotide messenger RNA. The record is from the annotation of a GenBank genome assembly. NCBI's taxonomy places the organism in Eukaryota, Fungi, Glomeromycota, Glomeromycetes, Diversisporales, Gigasporaceae.
GUUCAAAAGUUCUUAAAAAUCGACGUAAUGAAGUUUUUCUUUGUACAAAAUUUGGUCAUGCUUGGGGAGAAAAUGGGGAGUUCUUGGGUGUAAGUGGAAAGCCAGAAUAUGUUCACGAAUCAUGCGAAAAAAGCUUACAAAGAUUAGGUGUUGAUUGUAUUGAUCUUUAUUAUCAACAUCGUGUCGACACCACCGUUCCAAUUGAAGAUACAGUUAAGGCUAUGGCUGAGCUUGUUGAAAAGGGUAAAGUUAAAUAUAUUGGACUUUCCGAAUGUUCAGCUGAUACGCUUCGACGCGCUCAUAAAGUGGAAUACAGUCCAUGGUCCCUUGACAUUGAAACGAAUGAACUUAAAAAAACUUGUGAAGAACUUGGUAUUACAAUUGUCGCGUAUAGUCCAAUAGGACGUGGUAUUUUAUCGGGAAAAUAUAAAUCCGUAGAUGAUUUUGAACCUAACGACG